UGGAAAGGGAGAGAAUGUCAGUCAUUGAGCAAACCAAGCGCUGAGCGGCAGCACUGCAUCUAAAACACUGUUUGCGAGCGGCACAUCUACCUUUUAGAUACAAUCUCUGCCUUUUCUUCGUUAUUCCUCGACUCCACGCAGAUUCCCUUUCUCUCAGCGGUACAUGCAACUGACACCACUCUGAACACAAGAGCUGGUGACAGCCUGCCUCUCCACACCGCAACAUUGCAGCGAGGUGUUACUACUUUCCUUCCCAUGCGACUCCGUUAUCUCCGGUGCUUUCGCCAACCUGCCACUGAAAAGUUUCGGUUGUGAGGAUAAACGAAUAUCUAGGACCUUCAAAGGGAUUGUUUAUAACAAAACGGUGACCUGAGGAGGAUGACCCCACAGUGAGACUGGAACCUUCCGUGAGGACCCACCUUCCCCUGACCUGCGUGUCCAGAGCCUCCUCCCGCACCCCGGACACACCGCCCCACUCCUUCUUCUCUCAGCCCCUCCUCUGGGCCCAGGACCCCCCCACCCCAGGUACCAGGAUGGACCUGCACCGGGCCGCUUUCAAGAUGGAGUCGUCCUCCUACCUGCCCAACCCUCUGGCGUCCCCGGCACUCAUGGUGCUGGCAUCCACCGCCGAGGCCAGCCGCGAUGCCUCCAUCCCCUGCCAGCAGCCCCGCCCCUUCGGCGUGCCUGUCUCCAUGGGCGAAAAGGACAUGCACCUGCCCUUCAACAACGGCUCCUACACCUUCGCCUCCAUGUACCACCGUCAGGGAGCCGUUCCCGGGGGCUUCCCCAACCGGGACUUUCCCUCCUCCCUGCUGCACCUGCAUCACCAGUUCGCCCCUCCAAAUCUGGACUGCUCCCCCAUCAGCAUGCUGAACCACAGCGGGGUGGGGGCCUUCCGACCCUUCGCCUCCCCUCCAGAGGACCGCGACGGGGCAGGGGGCUAUCAAUCAGCCUUCACCCCAGCCAAGCGCCUCAAAGGCUGCCUGGAUGUAGACGCCUCUCCCCACCUGCGCUACACGGACGCUGAGGGUAAAGAGUAUGACUUUGGGGGCGCACAGAUCCCCUCCAGGUCCCCAAGCGCCCUCAAAGCAGUUGAGGAUGCUGGGAAAAAGAUUUUUGCAGUGUCAGGCCUAUUGUCCGACCGUGAGACGUCAUCAAGCCCAGAGGACCGCAUCGAACGCUGUAAGAAGAAGGUGUCUCUGUAUGACAGCCAGGCCCCCAUCUGUCCUAUCUGCCAGGUGUUGCUGCGUCCAGGAGAGCUGCAGGACCACAUGGAGCAGGAGAUGGAGCGCCUCACACACAUGCACCUCAGUAAGAACCCAUCACACGGACACAAGGACGGCAGUUUGGCUCCAGGAACUCCUAAGUCCAUGCUGUUGUCGGUGCACAUCAAACGCGAGGGAGAGUCACCAGUGGUCUCCCCUCUUUCCUCUGAAGACGCCCACCACUCCGACAGAUACCAGACAUUUUUACGAGUGCGGGCAAAUAGGCAAACCCGAUUGAAUGUCGAUGACCUCUGCUGGUGCAGGCGCUACGCCAAGGAAAGUGUCAAAAGUGCUCCCCUUGGACUGCACAACGGAGCCCCCCUUGCCCCCUGCUGCAUUCGCCACGCCCGGAUUGGGAAGAUGAAGCGCCGGAAGCCAGAGGAUGGGCAGGUAUGUCCACUGUGCAGCGCGCCGCUGGCAGGGACAGAGGAGGAGAUGAGUAGGCAUGUGGAACAAUGUCUGUUCAAGAGGGAGGGUGCGUUUGCUGAGGAUGACUCUGCAGACAUGGACGGAGAGAACGGGACCCGCUUCGAGGAGUACGAGUGGUGCGGCCAGAAGAGGGUCAGAGCUACCACCCUGCUGGAAGGAGGCUUCAGAGGAACAGGCUUUGCCAUGUGCAGCACGAAGGAGAACCACGACAGCGACGCCGACCUUGACGUGGAUGGAGACGACACACUGGAGUACGGCAAGGCCCAGUACACUGAGGCAGACAUCAUUCCCUGCUCCGGAGAGGACCAAGGAGAAGCCAAAGAACGGGAAGCCCUACGCGGCGCAGUGUUGAAUGGUGGAAUGCCAUCCAACAGAAUAACGCCAGAGUUCUCCAAAUGGGCCAGUGAUGAGAUGCCCUCUACGAGCAACGGGGAGAGCAGCAAGCAGCAGCUGCCUCAGGAGCCCAACGCCGCCUGCUCAUCCUCCAACGCGCCCCGGACCUGUAAAAACAGCGAAAUAGAGAAGAUCACAGAGGGCUCGACAGCCACCACGUUCGAAGCACUAAAGGCUCGUAUCCGGGAACUGGAGAAACAGAUCCUACGAGGGGACAGAUAUAAGUGUCUCAUCUGCAUGAGGAAAAGAUUCCAAACAGACAGGGCUGAAGACAAGAAUCUGGGCCAAUUGGGGCGGGCCCUCGCGGUAACAGCGCCCAAUGAGAGGCGGUUUGCUGAGAGCUCAAAGCCCCUCCCCCCGCUGAGCAUUUACUGUUUGUAUAGAGGCUACGUUAUGGGCUGCAGCGGCGGCGGGAUUAAACGGCUGCUCCCGCUCCGGAGGGACUCGUACACGAUGCCCCUCACCUCCAUCCAGUGCUGGCACGUCCACUGUGAGGAAUGCUGGCUCAGGACUCUGGGAAACAAGAAACUGUGCCCACAAUGCAACACCAUCACGUCGCCAGGAGAUCUAAGGCGCGUCUACAUGUGAAGUAGACGGCGCCUGCCCUGACCGGCCUCCACCUCCACCUCCAACCCCCUCCUCCCUCCAUGUUUUCCUCUUAAUAUUUCCAUUUGCUCUCACCGUAUUUGUUUUUCUUGACCUUGCGUGGGCCUGGGUUUGUGAAGCCCCCAUCAGAGCUUAGAGGGAUUAAACUGAUGUCUUGAAUGACUCUUCAGACCAGGGGAGGACUGACUGAUAAACCAACCAGCCAUGGGGACAGAACCAAACCAAGUAGUAUUCUCAGAAUGACUAACCAACCACCCCUCACUGGCUCCCUGCGCUCUAGUGGUGGGUGGUCUAGUCCAGUCAAAUACCCUCCACCCUGCCCUCUAGUGGUGGGUGGUCUACUCCAGCCAGAUACCCUCCACCCUGGCUGACACUUCUGGUUCUGUGUGUUUGAUCCUGUAGCUCCCAGACGACCCAGCUUUACACUGCUGUGUUACUCACUGAGCCCCCCUCCUUUCGCCACACCAUCAUCCCUGCGGAGAGGUGUGUUCAGGUGGGAGGAGGUGGUGGUGUAACUCGCUCUGUGUGGAAAACCCCAUCUUGGUUCAAGCCAUCGGGACAGCCAAGCUAGACAUUGAGCUGGCCGCCGGUCGUCGCACCCUGCUUGAAGGCCUGGUAAGGGGGAAAGGAAAACGAUCAACUCUUUCAGCUUUCAACCAAACCAACAACCUCAGAACAUCCAGGAGAUCCUCCUCUUCUUUUCAACCUCCUUUUCCCUUCCUUCUUCAGUUGUGGUGUUAUAGUGAAGUCAACCAAAUCCCAAGGAUCAGUGCAAGCACAUGUAUAAUAGUCUGUGUAUGUUUACAGUGUUGUGUGUAAAUGACAUAGAGGUUACACUUGUAUACAUAUGUACGCACACACACACACACACACACACACACACACACACACACAGAAGUAUAUAUUAUUAAAGUCCAGUUUUUCUUUAGAGUUUUGGUGAGGGGGAAAAGGAUGUUUAAAAAAUGGCCGAAAAGAAACCCCUCUGUAUUUUUAAACCAACGUUGUCGUCUUGAGGUUGAAGUUGAACUAUUUCAUUGUACAGGAAUACAUUUAAAGUAAUAAUAAUAAAACUACUCAAUUAGAAAUUCAAGGUUUAGAUGGUGUACAUUUUUCAUUCAACUAUACAGUAAAAGCUAUAGAAGAAUUAAACCUAAAGCAAGGAGAUAAUUUUUUUAAAUUAUUUUUUGGGGAUGUAAAGAUUCAAAUGGCUCUAACCCUAGACUAGGAGAGAUGAUGGCUUUGAAUUGUUACAGAACUGCAACGCUGGCCAAACAAACCGCUGUUUUCAAAAUCACAACCUGGAACGCAGUUGUAAAUUCCACCUCCGCUUCUUGUCCUCAGUUGUACAGCAUACAUGCUGAUCAUAUCACUUUGCUGAUCACUUUGAUUUUCUGUUUUGCCUGCUCUGAUAAAGCCUCAUAAAAUGCUUGUCCUCCAGAAAUGUUUGAGUGUUCCUUCCAUUGUGCUACCCAGCAAAGGCUCCAACCUGGCAACUCGUAAAGGCAGGUCCUUCCCAUCUGUAAGGGAAAAGAGGAGUGGGCCUUCAUGUUGGGUUGGGUUGGGUUGGCCCAGCCAACUGACUGCCCAAGCCCAGUCACUGAACACUACCCCACAGCAAGGUGGCGUGCUUUGUAUUUGUAAAACUAUGUAUCCUGUGAUGUCUGUAUUGAUGUAUGCUGACAAAAAAUAAAGAAGUGAAAGGUUUAUGACUGAAUUCAAACCCCCAACAGAAACCCUGCAGAUAUAUUAACACGUGUACAGAAAGCUUCCAUUUUCAGUGAAGGGGAACAAUAGACAAAGACUUUAGUCACAAAUGCAAAGAUUUUGAUAUUUCAGUCCAGACCUGGUUUCUCUUCAUGGACUACUGUUUUCAGAACUGUCUCCAGUUUAGUGCUUAUUGCAUUUUUUGUUUAGGUCUAAGAUUAUUUCAUCUCCAUCCAUUGUUGAUUUAGAUGCUAUUUUACAAUGACUAUUUGAUUGAUAAUGAUGGCUACAAUGUAGACAUACAGCAGGUUUGUUUUCAUAAAAGCAGUACACAUCUUUAGUAGAGUAUUGUUUCUAUAAAGGGUAUGUUCUGGAGCAGCCUGUUAAAAGGUAUGAUCACAGGCUCGUAGCACCUCCAAAGGAUCUGUAGAAUUGUUCCACAUUGUUACAAAGUUAUUUUCCCAAUACCUCUGUUCAUACAGUACAUGUAUGUAUAGGUUUUGUUCUAGUUUCACUUUGCAGUCACAUUUACAGGUAACCAUGCAUAGGCAAAUGAACACUUAAAGCUGUGCUACAGUACGUGUGGGGCACCUUUGAACCCGUAAUAGGCUUAUUGCACCUGUGUGUCAAGACGAGCUGUGACUUCUGUGAAUCGGCUUCACAAUACUGUUGAGAAUUAAGGGUUAAGCUCUUCUCUCACUUUGCGGUUACUUCCUUCAACUGGAGAUUUAUUUCAACCUGCCCCAAAGAUGACAAAUUGCACAAGAUGAUUGUGUCAAAUAAUUUGUGUCUUGUAUAUUCUUGAAAAUGGUACGUGUCUUUCCCGUUUGUAAACUACAUUUGACAUUAAUUAAAUGAUUGUAAAUCUUAA
Molecule: messenger RNA, 5268 nt
Organism: Coregonus clupeaformis (lake whitefish)
Lineage: Eukaryota; Metazoa; Chordata; Actinopteri; Salmoniformes; Salmonidae
Product: E3 ubiquitin-protein ligase RNF220
Exons: 16
Coding region: 534-2675 (713 amino acids)
Biological process (GO): protein ubiquitination
Molecular function (GO): metal ion binding; ubiquitin protein ligase activity
Source: RefSeq, a predicted model, not a curated record